GGAAGGAAGCGGAAAUAAACGUCGAGAAGCGUCUGCUACCAGCUAGCUUCAGGCUCACAGGACGGGGCUUGUAAGCGACGGUAUACACACUGUGGGGGUAUCUCUUUAGAGGAAGCUCGGAGAGCGGCGGACACAUCAGCGUUUUCCCCCCUUCUUUACCCGGGCUGCGUCGAAACGGAAUACUACAAGUGGUACUGCACUGUGACCUUUAUGUGAGGUCCAAGCCCUAAAGGAGCGGGUCAUCGACGGGAGGAGAGACUCGGAGAAAAGCUUUUGAACCACGGACGCCCGGGAAUAACGCGACACGUAGAAGAGUAGCCGCCGCCGCCGCCGAGCUGUUUUGCAGUGACUCCCGGAGACCAUGGAGGCCAUCGCCAAAUACGACUUUAAAGCGACCGCGGAUGACGAGCUUAGUUUCAAACGCGGGGAAGUCCUCAAGGUGUUAAACGAAGAGUGCGACCAGAACUGGUACAAGGCAGAACUAAACGGAAAAGACGGAUUCAUCCCCAAGAAUUACAUAGAGAUGAAAGCCCAUCCGUGGUUCUUCGGGAAGAUUCCCCGUGCCAAAGCAGAGGAGAUGCUAAACAAGCAGAGGCACGACGGGGCGUUCCUCAUCAGAGAGAGCGAGAGCGCACCAGGAGACUUCUCCCUCUCUGUAAAGUUUGGAAAUGACGUCCAGCACUUCAAGGUCCUUCGUGACGGGGCUGGAAAGUAUUUCCUUUGGGUGGUGAAGUUCAACUCCCUUAAUGAGCUGGUGGAUUACCACCGCACCACUUCGGUCUCCCGCAAUCAGCAAAUCUUUCUGCGAGACAUAGAGCAGAUCACCCAGCACCCCACAUACGUGCAAGCGCUCUUCGACUUUGACCCCCAGGAGGAAGGCGAGCUGGGUUUCAGACGCGGCGACUUCAUCCAGGUGCUGGACAACUCCGACCCCAACUGGUGGAAAGGAGGCUGCCACGGCCAAACGGGCAUGUUCCCCCGCAACUACGUCACACCCGUCAACCGGAACAUGUAAAAAAAAAAAAGAGAGGGGGGGAAAAAAAAGGAAGGAAGAAAAGAAGAAAAAAAAAUCCGACCAACACAACAGCAACCAUCACCACCAUCAUUUUCACCAAUUGUUCUUGAUCUCAUCUACACCCCACCAUCCAACCUCCAAGCAACCCCUCACCUCUCUGGGCCGUCCCACGGUGACAUAAAAGAACAAGAAGAAGGCAAAUAACUGAGAGAGAGAGAGAGAGAGAAAACAGGAGCGGAGCUGCCGUAGGCGUAGCGAUGUGGGCGGCAGCAGAGCCAAACCGACCUCUAUCCGUGCCGAGAAAGUUCACCUCCCUGCUGAACGCCUCGGCGAGGACUGAACUGUCUUGAGGGAAAUCAAAAUGCAGAAGAAAGGAAAAGAGAGAGGGGGGGUAAAAAAAAAAAAAGAAAGAAAACCCUAAAGCAUAGCGCACCAACCGUGAAGAUAACCAUACGGUCGAACCGCUCCCACAGCUGCUUCCGUCUUCUCCACUUCUUCUUCUUCUUCUUCUUAACAUUCUGCCCGUCGUCUUCUUCGCCGCAUGUUGUUUUAAUCAUGUCCGCCGGUUGUCUACCGAUUUAAAAUCGUAACCUCGUUUUAAAGAAAACUGUAAAAAAAAAAAAAUGUAAAAAAAAAUUUGGGGGAAAAAAAAAAAGAGAGAAAUAAACUGAGAAGAAACUUUUAAAUAAUGUACAAAGAAAAGAGGGAGAAGCGACGGCACUUCCACGUCACAGCUAGUCUCCACGCUUAAGACCGUUGGCAUGUGAGCGUUGUACAUCAGUUGUCGGCUUUAUAAAUGAAUCGCGUAUAGAGAGAAUCCAUUUUUUUAAGAAUAUAUAUUAUAUAUUUGUAUGUUUUUUUUUUUUUUUUGUCUGUUACCUCUCUCCACAAAUUGCUUUCCAUUUGUAAAUUAUGUUUGAUCUUUUGAGUCUAGAUAUAUAAAAAAAA
Molecule: messenger RNA, 1963 nt
Organism: Fundulus heteroclitus (mummichog)
Lineage: Eukaryota; Metazoa; Chordata; Actinopteri; Cyprinodontiformes; Fundulidae
Gene: grb2b
Product: growth factor receptor-bound protein 2b
Exons: 6
Coding region: 362-1015 (217 amino acids)
Molecular function (GO): protein binding
Source: RefSeq, a predicted model, not a curated record